Messenger RNA from Mastomys coucha (southern multimammate mouse), 984 nucleotides. RefSeq names its product olfactory receptor 510. The transcript has a single exon. Gene Ontology annotation, biological process: sensory perception of smell; G protein-coupled receptor signaling pathway. Gene Ontology annotation, molecular function: odorant binding; G protein-coupled receptor activity; olfactory receptor activity. Bases 40 to 984 code for a protein of 314 amino acids. Gene Ontology annotation, cellular component: membrane. The record is from RefSeq and is a predicted model, not a curated record. Lineage: Eukaryota; Metazoa; Chordata; Mammalia; Rodentia; Muridae.
UCCAUUACAGCCUUGAUCUGGCAGCAGCCACACUAUCCCAUGGCUUUCCCGGAGGAUGGGAACCACACUGCAGUGACAGAAUUCAUUUUAUUGGGAUUAACAGACGACCCAGUUCUUAGAGUCAUCCUCUUCACCAUCAUCCUGUGCAUCUACCUGGUGACUGUGUCUGGGAACCUCAGCACCAUCCUUCUCAUCAGAGUCUCUUCCCAGCUCCAUCACCCAAUGUACUUUUUUCUCAGCCACUUGGCUUCUGUUGACAUAGCCAUCUCUUCUUCUGUCACACCCAAUAUGCUUGUCAACUUGCUGGUGGGGAGGAGUAGUAUCUCCUACACUGGCUGUGGCAUCCAGCUUGGCUCAGCUGUUUUCUUUGGGGCGAUUGAAUGCUUCCUUCUGGCUGCCAUGGCUUAUGAUCGUUUUGUGGCAAUCUGCAACCCACUGCUUUAUUCAACCAAAAUGUCCACACAAGUCUGUAUCCAGUUGCUUGUAGGUUCUUAUAUUGGUGGGUUUAUUCAUGCUUCUUCCUUUACACUUCCCUUUGUUUCUUUCCUCUUCUGUGGACCAAAUACUGUCAAUCACUUUUUCUGUGAUUUUACUCCUUUAGUUGAACUCUCCUGUUCUGAUAAUGGUGUCCUCAUAAUUCUUGAUUCAUUUUCUACUGGCUCUAUCAUUGUGAUCACAGUGUUUGUCAUAGCCAUUUCCUAUUCCUACAUCCUCAUCACCAUCCUGAAGAUGUGCUCUACUGAGAGUCGACACAAGGCUUUCUCUACCUGCACCUCCCACCUCACUGUAGUCACUCUAUUAUAUGGGACAGUCACAUUUAUUUAUGUGAUGCCUAAGUCCAGCUACUCCACAGACCAGAACAAGGUGGUGUCUGUGUUCUACAUGGUGAUAAUCCCCAUGUUGAACCCCGUCAUCUACAGCCUCAGGAAUAAUGAGAUUAAGGGUGCUCUGAAGAGACAGCUUGGUGGAAAAAAUGUUUUCUAA